CGUUUCUCUAGACUGUUAACAGCCUCGGAGCCUCCGCCAAAAUGCAGACUAAUAAUUUCACUUUACUUUCACUCGUUUUACUUUUUCUCCUCGAUGGUAUGAAUGAAAUCGAGGGUGUUUUAGAGAGUCCUGAAAUCAGCGUGAAUCCAUCUUCAGUGUCUGAGGGACAGUCUCUCAGGGUCACCUGUGAGGCCCCUUCAUAUCAAAGAAGUUUCCAGUGGUUUCUGUACAGAAACACAGAGGACAGUCCCUUCAUGAAAGGCACAGACUCUGGGAGUAUGUGUGACUUCACAGUCACUGGGACAAAGCUUCUUCAGGGAAAAACAUCCAAUGGAAUUUACACUGCUGUGGAGCUCAGCUGUGAGUACAGGGAUGGAGCCACUAGCUCUCAGAGGAGUAAAAGGAUGGAAGUCAAAGUGCUGGGUUCAUUGCAACCUCCCCAUCUGAAUGUCAGCUCCACUAACACCACAAAGACAGACUCAGUGCAGCUGAGCUGUGAGACUCCUCAGUCUGUCUCAGUGUCUCGUUGUCAGUUCCUGUCGGAUGGACAAACUGUCGGGGAGACGUCUUCACCCUGUCGGCGCUCCAUCACCGGGACUCAGCUGCUCAGGGGGACGAUCCACUCUGGCGACGCUCAGAUUGUAGUUCAGUGUCUGUACACUGCGGACAUAAAUGGGAUUAAUAUACCAUCACCAUCACCGCGCAGUAACAGUAUCACAGUGACAGUGACGGGGUUCCUGAUAAACUCCACAUCUGAUCCAGUGUCCACAACAAAUCUGACAGCUGUGAUCAAUGUGAGCAGCACAUUACUGCCUGAAAAUAGCUUUGUCGGUGUUACCUGUGCUGCUCCACGCACGGUGCGAGAGGCCACCUGGAGGCUCUACAGAGACACACAUACAUCUCCGGUCCUCACACGGACUGGGAAGGGGAAUCUUUUUCGGUUCUCAGUGUCUAGGAGCAACCUUCUUCAGGGAGAAACACACACUGAUGUGUACACUGUUGUACAGCUGAGCUGUGAAUACACUGAUAGCGACUCAAACACCGUCUCUCAGCGGAGCAGCAGGCGGCAGCUGAUGGUCCUGGGCAAACUGCCCCCGGCCAAACUGACACUGAGUCCCGCGAUGGUCACUGAGAGAGGCUCGGUGCAGCUGAGCUGUGAAGGACCUCAGAAUCUGCCUGUGUCUCAGUGUCAGUUCCACGCAGACAAGAAGUGGCUGACUGAGACUCCGUCGGACUGUCAGCUCUCCAUCGCUGGAGCCGAGCUGCUCAGAAGGGGGGGUCGGGGUCACAGCAUGAUCAGCGGGGUUAUUAAAGUGGACUGUCAGUACAUUGUGGGUGCUGGAUUAAAUGCACCUUCCCCACACAGUGAUGGUCUUUCAGUGACACUGCUGGUCGAGCCAAAUAUUAACGUGUCGACACACCACAAUGAGACCGUGGUUCGCUGUGAAGCCCCUCCUCCUGUCACUGGAGCCCUCUUCUACCUGCAUGAGAAAGAAGGGACACAACCCAUCACAGAGAUCCGGGCAGCAGAAGGAGAGAGAGCAGUGAUUUUCACUGUCCCUCGCAGCCCCGACACCACAGUGACCUACUGCUGCGCUUAUAAGUACCAGAACUUCAGCUCUUCGCUGAGUAACUGCACCGGAUCACAAAGUGCACAGGAGAACAAAAACAGUGGAGCCUCUAUGUGGGUGACAGCUGGAGUGUUUUUUGCUGUGAUGGUGUUGCUGCUGGUAAUUGUGACUCUGUGUCUGUACAAGGGAUACAAAAAACAGAAAUCCAGCAGACAAGAAGCUGCUCAAGGACAACUUGUCAGAAUGGUAACAUCAAGCGAUGCACCUGUUGAUGAUACGGCCUACGCAACUAUCACUGAUGAUCCUGCUAACUGCAAACCACUGCCCUCUGAUUCUGGUUUAAGUGGCGAAAACCAGCAAACUCAGAAUGGCUUCGAUUCUCAACAACAGGAGAGUCCUUUGUGCGCCACAUCCAAUGAAGAUCAAAAUUAUGCAACGAUUGAUGACUUGCCUGCUGCCUCCAUGGAUGUCACAACAGUUUACAGCCUUGCACAGCAGUCCUGAGACCAGCGGACCCCUGUAUAACAUACUUGUCAUGUGAUCGGGGGGGUGACAUUAAACUAUAUUAAUUUCUUUGUCUCUUUUAUAAAUCAUAUGCUGUAUUUAAAAAAAAAAUGUCCAUGCAACAAAGUCUUUAUGAAGGGAAGUGUAUCUCUUAUUAUUAAAUACACUCAUAUUGCUGGUCAUUUGUUGUUAAUUUCCUGCAGGAAAGAUAGAUACUGUACAUGUUAAGUAACUUUAAUGUUUUAAACAUGUCCUUUUAUUUUGAGGCAAGGACUGGG
Scleropages formosus (Asian bonytongue) is the source of this 2353-nucleotide messenger RNA. RefSeq lists its product as uncharacterized. Bases 42 to 2075 code for a protein of 677 amino acids. The transcript is spliced from 15 exons. Gene Ontology annotation, biological process: immune response-regulating signaling pathway. NCBI's taxonomy places the organism in Eukaryota, Metazoa, Chordata, Actinopteri, Osteoglossiformes, Osteoglossidae. The record is from RefSeq and is a predicted model, not a curated record.